UGUGCCGGAUUUCUUUCUUUCUUUCUUUUUUAACGUUGUGAAUGUAAAAGACAGGGACAGUUUGUUUUCUGUAACGUUGUACAAAACUGAGCAUGUUAGUGAAUAAUACUGAUAAGGAACCAUGGAGACAAAAAACACGCAGCCAACUUUCCCUUGGUACAAGGAGAGGUUGCAGACCAAGUAUCUUAAAGCCCCAACAAACAAGAUUUCAUUGGUCAGCAGUAGUUGGGGUUUUGUAAAUGUGAACCUCGAUGAUUGCUCUUCAGUCUUAUCUGAGGCCCGGAGAGGUGUCUCACCGGUUAUUUUCCAUGACACUUCAAACCACAGUUCCACUCAAAAGCCUAGAAAGAGCAUCCCUAAAGAGCAUGCGUGCUUCUCAAAGCAGAUGAUCCGAAAACAGAUUCGCAGAGAAUAUGUGGCCUCUGUGGAGGGAAACAUCAAACAGCAUCCUUUAGCUAUGUACCCGCACUAUAAGGAUCACAUGACCGCAGAGUUAUUUGAUAAGGUGGUAUCCAUUUUGGACCCAGACAUGUGCGUAAACAGCACCUCUUCACUUCCUACGCCUACAACACACCAUGCAGAGGAGGAAGAAGAGGAACACUGUAAAGAGCCAAGUAAGGAGGACAUAAGCAGAGCCAAACAAGGAAAAUCUGCCAAUAAAAUCAGCUCUGACGUCCAAAUCCCAAGUCCUGGAAACCCAUAUAUACUACAAAUGAAUGGAAACGGUAUCAAGAAAGGUCAGAAGGUCAAAGUGAAUCAACUGAGCAACCAUGAAAACAUGAAAGUAGCCACCAAACUUUUCAGCAGAUGGUUUGUUUCUCCGGAUGAAGAGAUCAAUGUUCCUGAAUGUCCCAUACUUCAACACUCUUCAUCAACCACCUUUCCCAUUUAAGUGGAGAACGCCAACUGUUUCUGAGUUCAAGACUAAAACCUUGUCAAAGCCACAUACAGGGAGGACAGUUACAUUUCUAAAGCCUUUGAGCCAAAUAUAGUACAGAAAGAGUAAAGUUUACAAAAUAUUAAGCACACAAAUAGAAGUAAAAUAUCACUUUUGAUGACUGCUGAUGAGAAAAAUCCAGAAACAUGUACAGCAAAGAGCCUGGUAACUGAAUCCCAAAACCUGGAAGAAAACUGGCACAGAUGACUUCAAGACACAGGCAACAUGUUCAAGGAGCUGGAUUUUAAAAUCCAAACAAGUGAUAAGAUGAGGACUACCACCUGCCACAAAAAUCCAUAUCCCCUUCACUGUCUAUUAAAAAUGGGGGACAGCUGGUUUGAUGACAAGAUGAGGAGAUAAAACAAAUGUACAGUAUGUAACCGAAGCUGUCAGGAGUUAUGUAAUCCACAAUGGACUAAGCAUGAUCAGGGAAACAAUUCGAGACUAUAUAUUUAGAGGCAGUCUUAAAAAAAAAGCAUAUGUGUUCAGAGCAUUUGCAUAAAGGAAAUGACCUAAAAAAAGAAACAGAAAAACAGAAGAGAAAAUAAAGAGAAGUUAAUCUAAAAUACAUCCCUUUUUUUCAUUGUUCUAUCUGAAUCAUUUCAAUAAAAGAGGGGUGGGUCUUUCUGAGUGCAUAAGGGAGACAUUUAACUACUGUAUCAGCAAAGGGGGCAGAUAUUACCCUGAACCGCAUGUUGUAUUAGCGCCAACUAUUUGUCCUGUCUAUUCUACUGUAUAUAACAGUAAAUCCUAAUACAGCUAGUCAAAUAACGUGACCUUGGCUCAGAUAAGCAACAAAAAAUGAUGUAUGGAUUAACCAAUUAAAUAAUAAUUAC
Seriola dumerili (greater amberjack) is the source of this 1773-nucleotide messenger RNA. It is a transcript of the gene fam47e, whose product is annotated as protein FAM47E-like. Bases 122 to 892 code for a protein of 256 amino acids. The record is from RefSeq and is a predicted model, not a curated record. The transcript is spliced from 5 exons. Lineage: Eukaryota; Metazoa; Chordata; Actinopteri; Carangiformes; Carangidae.